CUUACAUUCUCUGUAUUGAUUCUGGACUGUCAAUUUUCCAUUGGAUAAAACCGUUAAUCGUUCUUAUAAACAAAUUCCUUACAAAAACAUAUUCACUACUAAUUGGAAAUCUGGCAUAAAAGUUUUAUUUCUGUUUUGUUUUAUUCCAGACGUGUGUUCACUUUGAUUAAUAAUUGGUUUGGAUUAAUUGUCGAAGGAACGUAUAUAAAAAUUGAUAAGAGCCAUAAAGACCAUUCAUCUUUGAUUGAACAUUGAUUGAGGAAUUCUACGCAAGGACUUCGUUUUAUAUAUGGUUUUAUCCUGCUGCUUUCUUUCUGUCAAUCAAAUGACAUCGGACAUGAAUUGUUUGUAAGAACUUGUUAUCAGCAGUCUUGAAGACCAUGCAAAUAGUUCAGACAUGUAAUAAUUGAAAGAGAGAGGAUUUGUUGAUAUCCAUGGUAAUGGUUUCUAUGAUAGGCAACUAAUCUUUGGAUAUUAUUUGUAACAAGAUGUCCUCUCCGCCAAUCAUAUAGCACAGACAUAUAUACAAUCCGCCAAGAAUUUCGACGACUAAAUCCAAACAGCUAAUUACUAAAUUAAUUUAAGGGAGCACCGAGUCGAGACGUUUUCUAAACUUAGUCAGUCCGGUCAUGUUUCAGGGAUUACUUACCAUAAUAUUAGAUCUUCGUCUUCUGGGAGUUUGGAAUAAAAACGUUGUCAUCUACGUUCUUUGUGUAGAUAUAGCUAUUUUACGGAGUGUCACUUCAGAUCUUAUACAAAAAGCUAUACCAACAAAGGUUGUCAAACUUUGCAUUUUCAUCGAAUAAGGCUGUUCCGAGAUGUAACGGAAUCGCUAUUGAUACAGUAUAAUUGUGUUAACAUUAGGAGCACAUUUUUAUUACACGAUCUAAUUACGAAAUAUCAGAGUAUGAUACAUUUGUAAGAAAGGCUAUGGAUUGAGUAUGAUUUAAUUAACACAUUUUACACUUCAAACAUACCGUCUUGGUUCUUUGAAUAAAAUAGAGAAGGAACGUAUGACUGAAUGACCGAUCAAUGAUGACUUAAAACUAACACUUCACAAUUAAAUUACAUCUUUGAAAGAAGAAAAUAUUGACCGAUCUAAGUAUUUCAACAGUUGUGUCAUGUGUGUCUGCAGGACAAUCAGUACAUCUUUUAACAAGAAAUAUCGAAAUCAUUCUGUGUUAUAAUAGUACGGAACAUAUACGCCUUUAGAGUUAUUGGGAUGUUUUAUAAUUGGUUAUGUAUAAUUAAUCCAUAAUGCGAUGCAAGUUCUAACCAUAGGGAAAUCAGAUCUUCGUAAUUAACGAUCACUCUUUUAACAGAGUACUAUUACAGAAUGCACCGUUUUAGAGAUAAACACAGUUUAAGAUGUCUUCCAAACGUAAAACAGUGAGUCAAAGGACACCUCCUUAGAUACCGUUGUUUAAGAACCGUACUCGCCAUGAACAUAAGUACCAAUCUAGAUAAGUCAAUCUUGCCAAACGACAAUUCAAAUUAUGAAGUCAAGCGUGGUAUUUCCGACACAACGAAAAAUACAGCUGAUAUCGGAACUACGUUUUCUAUGUCGGACUUAUGGCCGUUCAUAUGUGAUGACAACGACACCUGGUGUCUGUUUAAUGAUACAUCAUGGAUAUCAAACAGCACAGCGGAAGUAACGACAGGAUUGACGACAGAUAUGGUAACACUAAACACUACCGGUGAUUUUCAUAAUUCUACAGUUGAAAUAGAUACACUUUCUGCAAAUAGAUACUGGCUAUUAGCACUGUUGGUUUUCCCGCUUUUAACCGUGUUUGGAAACGUCCUUGUCGUUAUGAGUGUAGUUCGUGAAAGACAAUUGAAAACAGCCACGAAUUAUUUUAUAUGUUCCCUUGCCGUAGCGGACAUAAUGGUAGCCGUAGUAGUAAUGCCACCAACUGUUUACUUAGAGGUUGUACAGUCAUGGUUACUAAGUGAUGCGUUAUGUGAUGCAUGGGUGGCGUCUGACGUCAUGGCGUGUACAGCUUCUAUAUUAAAUUUAACGGCCAUUAGUGUAGAUAGGUUUAUAGCAGUGACACAACCAAUCAAAUACUCGAAACAUAAAAAUUCCAAACGUGUAUUUGUGACGUUAGCAUUGACGUGGGUUAUUUCCGUAGCAAUAGCAGCACCUAUAGCAUUAGGUGUUAACUAUUCCGAAGAAAGGAAGCCAGGAUUGUGUCAAUUUUUUAAUUCUGAUUUUCUGAUUUAUUCUUCCAUGGGAUCAUUUUACAUACCUUCCAUUAUAAUGAUGUUUUUAUACUGGCGAAUAUGGAGAGUUUUACGUAUUCGUGCAAAAGCACAGAAAAAAAAGAAAGCAAAAGCGACAAAGACAGCCACUUCAAACGUUAUAGAAAAUACCGCUACAAUAAAUGCCACAAAAACGGAACCUACCAUUAAAACAGGUUUAGCUAAGAGCAUGGACAAUGGUAAAAUAUCCACGUACAAUACUAACAAAGCCCCAAACCAAUUAUUAAUUCCUGUCUGUGAUGACAAUGUCAGUAAUAUGGCCACAAAUACCGACUCCAGUGAACGGUAUAAUGACGAUGAUAGUGGCCAAAAAAGUCCGGAAAGUGCUGACGAUGCGGACGAGAAGGAGGCAGAGUUAAUCAUUAACCCCGUUGCUGUUAGGCAUGUAGAAAUACAAAUUGACGGCAAUGGAAAUGGGACAUGUAAUGUAGACACUCAAAUGGAAACAGAGACAAAGUUUUCAUCCACACCGUCCUCGGAACGUCGAGGAAAACCCGGAGAGUUUGAACAUCAGUGUCAGUUAAUUCCUGCCAAUGACACAAGAGCAGUAAACCUUUCAAGGCGAAAGGAAAAACGUACUGUAGGAAAAUAUUUUCAUAGACGAACGAGUAGGAAAAGGAAAGAAAAAUCAUCAUCAAAGCGAGAAAAGAAAGCCACAAAGACAUUAGCCAUCGUUUUAGGUGUUUUCCUCUUUUGCUGGGUUCCAUUUUUCACAAUCAACAUAACAAACGCCAUAUGCAUCAAAUUUAAACAUAACCUCUCGACAAAUCCAAUAUGUCAGCCGAAUAUGAUCCUUUUUAGUGUCUUUGUCUGGUUAGGGUACAUAAAUAGUUUUCUUAAUCCAGCGAUCUAUACAAUAUUUAAUCCAGAAUUCAGGAAAGCUUUCAAAAAAAUUUUAACCGAUUGUUGCAAAUGAGACAACUGUGUGAUACCUUAAAUUUAAUGUCAAAUGACGUGGCAUACAAAUAUACAUAUUCAUAAUGUGUGAAAUAUUCCCUUUUUAUAAUGAGAGUAUGUCCAUGCAAACGCCAUGCGUAAUAUACAUUUAGUGAGUAAAAUGAAUUGUACAUAUUGCCAAUGAUUAAGUGACAAUCGUUGUAUGGGCGCAUAAUUUGACUAAGAUUGACAGACAAAACCUUAAGUGAUUAAAUCACGUGAUCAGUUAUUAAAUGUUAUUGAAGUAUGAUGCUGGCUUUGCUUAAAAGGUAAACAGAAAUAAGAACCUACAUGCGAGAAUAAUAAGAGCCACGCGUACAAAAGAAACAGUUAUGGUAAAAAAAGUGAACGAAAAAGUAAAAACAACUUUACAGUGGAGACUUUUUAACCUCUCGGUACAAUAGGAAUAUCGACAAACAUUUUAUGCGAGUUCUUUGUCGGAAAAGGUUGUGAGUUUAGAAAUGAACAAUCAACCAGACAAAGUUUGUUUUGUUUUAUUUGGUGCAAUAUAAUAAAAACUUGCCACGAUUAUUUCCUUAUCAAUAGUGCUUGUUGCACUUAGUAAUCCUACACAGGACUGUGUAUCAUACUAUGAGUGACUUGGUAGAUUUAUUUCUAUGGAAACUAAACAAAUAAGGCAAGCCUUAUUCAGAGCUACAUUUAUAUUGUUUAUAUUGUUGACAUUGUAAUUAGAGACUGUGUAAUAAUUCCAGUUGUGAUCAUUAUGUAACAUAUCUAUUUAUUGGAAGACACUGAAUAUAAUAAAAUUGUAACACGUUUCAUCUGAAACUAGA
Messenger RNA from Mytilus californianus (California mussel), 3992 nucleotides. Its product is annotated as dopamine D2-like receptor. Gene Ontology annotation, molecular function: dopamine neurotransmitter receptor activity, coupled via Gi/Go; G protein-coupled receptor activity. The record is from RefSeq and is a predicted model, not a curated record. Gene Ontology annotation, cellular component: membrane. The coding region runs from base 1442 to 3178 and encodes 578 amino acids. The transcript has 8 exons. Gene Ontology annotation, biological process: adenylate cyclase-activating adrenergic receptor signaling pathway. NCBI's taxonomy places the organism in Eukaryota, Metazoa, Mollusca, Bivalvia, Mytilida, Mytilidae.